Haliotis rubra (blacklip abalone) is the source of this 2546-nucleotide messenger RNA. RefSeq names its product protocadherin Fat 3-like. The transcript is spliced from 13 exons. The coding region runs from base 655 to 2367 and encodes 570 amino acids. Gene Ontology annotation, biological process: homophilic cell-cell adhesion. The record is from RefSeq and is a predicted model, not a curated record. Lineage: Eukaryota; Metazoa; Mollusca; Gastropoda; Lepetellida; Haliotidae. Gene Ontology annotation, molecular function: calcium ion binding; cadherin binding. Gene Ontology annotation, cellular component: plasma membrane; catenin complex.
GAACAUACAUGGGCUGGAUACUUUCGUGUCUCGCAGUUUUAAUUCAUUGACAUUUUAUACAUGAGAAGAUUUACUAACCUGUGAGAUUAAUUAAUUGAAGUGGCGUGUUUACCUUUCAGUGGCUGUUGGCACGUCGAGGAAAAUACUGGACGCAUUAUGGAACAAAUCUCCCUGAGUUGUCAAAGAAUGGGGGUGUCUGGCUAAACAUUUAUCAAAACAGGAUACUUUCUGAGUUCGCAGGCUUACUAUCAAAUCUCACCACAAACAAACUGUAUGCAGUGUGUCUAGGUGUGAUAAAACAGUCGUAAGGAUAUAACACAGAUUUCUCUGAAGAAAGGAUAUAACACAUAUUUCUCUGAAGACUGUUUAUAACACACGUUUUCUGACGAAGGAAUCUAAAAGUUUUCCCUGACGAACGGAUAUAACCCAGAUGUCACUGAAGAAAGGAUUUAACACAAGUUUCUCUGACGACGGCAUAUAACACAGGUUUCUCUGACGACGGGAUAUAACACAAGUUUCUCUGACGACGGAAUAAACACAAGUUUCUCUGACGAAAGGAUAUAGCAAGGGUUUUUUUUGGCAAAAGGAUAUAACACGGGUUUAUCUGUGUUAAACCUACCUGAGUGCCUUGUGAUACAUACCUUUGACUCGGCGAUGGAGACAGUUCGGCUCGGGUUACUGGUCACAGUCCUCUGUUUUAUACCAUUCAGACAGGCAGCGAUACCAGUGUGGGGGUAUGUACCGCCAGUAGUCAUUCUAAGUGAAGACACGCCGAUUGGUACACUGCUGCUGAAUCUGACAGCCGAGGGUAACGACAUCACCAUACUGACCGCUAGCGACGACACUGCGAUGUUGGUCAACGUUUCGGAAACCGUUUCAAGUGACAACGUCACCUACUACGCUAAGGCCACCCUCGCAUCAGAACUCGACAGAGAUUUCGAACCAUAUGAACGGAGGAUUUUCUUCAGCGCAGACAGCCCUGGCUUUGAUGCGGUAACAAUAUCUACCCUGUUACGCAUCACUGACGUCAACGAUAACCCGCCAAGUUUCGUCAACAAGCCGUACAGAUGUGAACCCCUUGAGAACGUGGACGUUGGCGAGGUGAUCUUCUCGGGUGUCAGCGCCCCCGACCCCGACAUGGGCCCAACAGUAGACUUCACACUGGUCCCAGAUAGUGUUACUGAUGGCAUAUUUGGUGUCAACAAAACUGGCGAGUUCACUGCCGACAUCUUCCUGGUGCAAAGUCUGGACUAUGAGAAGAGGAACGCCUACACCGUAACCAUAGCUGCCUCGGACCAGGAUGGGCUGAACGACACUACAACACUGGAGGUCCUUGUACAGGACGUACAGGACACGCCGCCCUUCUUCCUGUUUGACGUCUACAGGGCAGCCGUGGUGGAGAACUCUCCCGCAGACACAUCCGUGAUACAAGUUCAGGCUGAAGACGGCGACAGGGGUGUUCCUAACUCCGUAGAAUACGCCAUUAUAGAAGGCAACACGGAACUGUUCUUCAUUGAUGCGACUAGUGGCGUCAUUACAACGAAGCAGUCUCUGGACAGGGAAGCACCCGACGUCAUCGACGUCAACGGCGUGUUUGACCUUCUGGUACAGGCAACUGAACUGAACGAGACGUGGCCCCAGUACGGCAACAUCACGAAGACUGUCAACGUCUACGCCACCGUGGAAGACGUAAACGACAACGCCCCCACUUUCAAUACAUCUACCCCCUAUACGGCAUUCGUCAGGAGCGACAUCCCCGACAACUCGCUCAUCUACUUUGAAGGAGAUGGGUACAUGCAAGUCUAUGACAAUGACCAGACAGGGAAAAGUGCAACAUUUGUAUUGAGUAUAGAACAAGGGGGACAACUCUUGACCAUAUUCGAACCCAGCCCGAGAGAAGUGUUCUCAGAGGCUAACGUUCUGAUCAGAGUGGUGGACGCGUCGGCUCUUCGAGCUUUGGGACAGACGCACGUCACGUUUGAAGUCAUCGCUCGUGAAGUCAACACCGCGGAGAACUUUUUCGGCAAGGCCAGCGUCGUGUUGACGAUAGAGAAGGUGGAGGAGCCGUCAACGACCGCGGCACCCCUGGAGGAGAACACCCUCACAACGUCGGACAUCGUGGUCUUCGUCGUGGGUUUCCUGGUCCUCCUCAAUGUCCUUACCUCCGUCACGAUCUGCUUCCUGAUGCGGGCCCGGAGUCGGAAGGAGGGCCUCAACAGGACCGGCUCCAAAUACUACAUAAAAAAUCGUCCAACCAACGACUUCACCAACCACGGCCUCCACAACCCCAGCACCACCGAGAUGGUGGAGGUCGACCCUGAGAUAUCGGUCUGCCCCAGGGUGGGGAAUGGGGAGUUUGCUGAGUAACUGUUGGGAUAGAGAGUUUAAAAAACCCGAGUUGGGGCCUGGUUAGAGAGUUCGGAGCGUACCGAGCGUAGUCGGGCUCAGGGAGUAGAAGGGGUUAGGGAGGGCUUAGAGAGAGUACGGGUUAUGGGAGGGAGUAAGAGUACACGGAUUAUGGGAAGGAUCAGGAAGCGCGCAUUAUA